Molecule: messenger RNA, 5448 nt
Organism: Podarcis lilfordi (Lilford's wall lizard)
Lineage: Eukaryota; Metazoa; Chordata; Lepidosauria; Squamata; Lacertidae
Source: the annotation of a GenBank genome assembly
GUCAGGGCGUGGGUGGGGAAGGAUCUUACUUCCGGUCAAGAUGGCCGCGCCCGUGUUGAUCACGUGUCUGCAUCAAAAGCGAAGCGCCGCAAUUCCGAGUGAUCCGCAACUGGAGCUCUUUCGUUUUCUGGAGGACUGGUGAGCUGGGUGCUUUUUAUUGUGGGCGGGGGUUGCUGGAGAGAUGCGGGAGUGCAGUCCGAGGCUAUUCCGCCUUUGGGCAGAGUGGAGGGUCGCUGGUGAGAGCGUUUGAGUUUCCUUCUGCAGGGUUAAGGUUGUUGAGAGCUAAGUAAUUCUCCUUCUUGUGUAGGACUAUGGUAGAGCAACUGGUUUGCGUGCAGAAGGUCCCAAGUUGGCUGCUCCAGGCAGGACUGGGGGGAAUUCCCUGCCUGAAAUCCUGGAGAGCAGCUGCCAGUCAGUGUAGGUAAUACUGGGGUAGCUGGGCCAAGAGUCUGAUUCAGUAUAAGGCAGCUUCCUCGGCUUCUAUUUAAAUCAGUCCUUUAUUCAGAACCGUGAGGGCUGUAAUUUUUCUUUUUCUUCUGGGGAAAGGCUGUAGCUCAGUAGCACAGUAUCUGCCUUGCAUGCAGAAGGCUCAAUCCCUGGCAUGCCCAGUAGGGCUGGGGUAGGACUCCCUGCCUAAAAUCCUGGAGAGGGACAGCCAGUCAGGGCUCAUUCAGACUUCCUUUUGUGCCGUGUUUCUAGGCACAGGUCUGCCGCUCUUUUAUUUCGCAGCUUCUUUAUGUUCCAUAUGUGUCUAUCCAGCUUCUAUCAUGAAUGACACUGCUCAGGAGAAUAAAAGCAAAGGGCUGAAAUUUGCAGAGAAGCAACUGAAGAAGCAUGGCUGGAAGAAAGGUAAGUGGGUGGGGCUUGUUCAUGGGGAUCUUUUGGAUACAUUCAGCCCCCCCCCAUUAAUGUAUAUGUAUAGAACUGGAGCAACAUUAGAUUCAUCACAGCAUGGGGCAAAAGGAUGGGGUGGGAUGCGGAGAAAUACUAGUCAAAAUCUGUGUUUCAACUUCACACACACUAGCAGGGUGAGAAGCAGAAAAGUGCUUAUCUAAAGACCUUAAAGCUUUUGUUGGUCCAGUAUCAUAUUCUUUUUCUGUGUGUGUAGUGUUAUGGCAUGCACUCAGCUCUCGUUAUGAUCAGACCCCAUGUGCCAGUUAAAUACUAAUCACUGUUCUAGCUGCUUGCUUUUUUGGAAUGAUAUUUGGAACUCAUUGGCUGCAAAGAACUCUGCCUCCUGUUUGUUCUUUCUCCUAACUGUGACUCCACUCUUCACAAACUUUAUUUUAGGCAAAGGACUUGGGAAGCGAGAAAAUGGGAUCUCUGAAGCCAUAAAGGUCAAAGUCAAGUGUGACUCAGCUGGGGUAAGGAAGGUUAUGAUCUUGAGCCUGUGGGUUUAGAAAAGAUUAGGGAGGCUGAAUCUUUGAUCAGCAAGUUCAGUGGAGAAGGAAGGAGCUGGAAAAAAGGUCUUUAAAAGUGCUCCCUGUUGAUUAACAUAUUAUGGGUAUGAAGUACUCUUCAUCAGAGGCAAUGGACACUUGACUGAUUUAAAUAAGGAGCUUGAUCAUAGAAUAUAUUUCGUUUUAGCUAAAAUCGGUUGAGAAGUGUCUAUAGGUGUAGAAUUCCUGGCCAAAACAAGAAUAAAAUUUAAAAAAACACAGAUAGCUUCAAAAUGCAGGAGAGGGAGUCAUAAAAGGGAGGCAGUGGGCUACUGUGUAAUCGUCUCUUUGGUUUGGGAUAUGGUGUUGGCAGCCUUUGGGGCCCUGCGAACUUGUGGGCAAAAGUGGCUGUCACUACUUUGGGAGAGUCUACAGCUCAUAACUUCUGUUUCAUUCCAACACAGGUGGGCCACAACCCAGCUGAGCAAUUCACUUUCCAUUGGUGGGACCACCUCUUCAAUUCAUCUGCUGCUAACAUUGCUGUGGAGACUGGGCAGGUAAAGAGGGCAUACAACUUUGGGCUUUGGCAUUGUUGGAAGGCCCAGGGUUUUGUCAUGGUGUGGAAACUUAUACAGUAGGUCAGAGGUUUUCAACUUUUUUGAGUCCACUGCUCCCUUGACCAACUACAUUCUUUCUGCAUCACCCCUGUGGGCCUCAGGAGCCCAGUUAUGUCACCCCUUGCCUGCAGAGCUGGCAGCCUCUCGCCCUUUUUUGAUCAGCCUCCUCUCCCCUCUCCUCCUCUUCCCUGUCCUCUGGUCAGCCACUGCUGCUGCCCCUGGUUUCUGAGUUGCCCCCCUGCCCCAAAGAGAGGUGCCUCCUCACACUGCCUAUUCCCAACAGCAUGUGGUGAUUGUUGUUUUUCAGGCUUUGAGCUCUGAAUACAGCUGCCCCUCUCUUCUUCCUCCCCUCUAGGACGGUGUCAAAGUGAAAAAGGUAUCUGAGCAAGAUGGAGUGAUAACGAAUAAAAAGCCCCGUAAAGCGCAUGGGGAGAAGAACUUGGUCUAUGGGCGCUUUGUGAAGGUAGUGAGAUGUUAAAGAUUCAAACUUGUGGUGUUGAUGGUGGGGCUUGGCAUGUUUGGAAUGGUUUGUAGCUCACUGGAAGAGCCCCUGCGCUGCAUGCAGGAAGUUUUGGGCUCAGACACUCCCAGUUUAAAGGGAUCUCCUAUGGAAGGGCCAUUUCCAUUCAGAAUGUGGCUUAACAGUGAGUAAAGAUACAUUUUUGGCCACCUCUGACCCAUCUAUGCCCCACUUCCAGGCAGCUACAUUGACAUCUGGUGGAGAAGAGCCUGUAUAUGUCGUCUCCUCUUCAGACAGCGACAAAGAGGAUGAAGAUGAGCAACUGGACCUAUCUACAGCCAGGAGGUAACCAGGGGUUGAGAUUGGGUUGGGUUGGCCUAGAUCCACUUGGUUGGCAAAGAGGUCUAACCACACUUCCCGCCCCCUUUUUUUGGCCUUGAGGGGCUGUGUGUGUAUUCUCCUUAGCUGCAGGCUGCUCACUCCUUAAGACAUGCUUUUCUCUUUCCCAGGCUGACUGAUGAAGAGCUGGUCCAGGCCUGUGGAGGAAGAACAGCCCAUAAGUGAGUAUGGUAUGAGAGUUAGCUGAUGUGCCCCCAAUUUUAUGGGGAGGGUUGAGUUUUAACAACUUGGGCCAGUUUACCUGUGAGAUCGUCAUACCUCAUAUAUUCCCACUUGACCACCACUUUGAUCUGCGGAACUGGCAGAAUUACAGGUCUCACGUUAAUGCCCAUUCUGCGUUUGUAAGAAAUCAGGUUUUUUUAGUGUGGCAGCACCUACACUUUGGAACUCUCUUCCUAUUGACACCAGGUGGGUGCUUUCGCUAUACUCUUUCUGGCGCCAGCUAAAACCACAUUUGUUUAGACUAGCCUACCUAGAUACGUAGAAUGUUUACAUGUGUUUUAAUCUGUUCUCAGCUAACAGAUUUGCAUGUUUUAAAUGGCUGGCUCCACUGAUAAUUUUAUUGUUUUAUUCUGUUUGUAAACCACUUUGAGGUUUUGUUUUUACUGUCAAGUGGUAUAUAAAUAUUAUGAAAUAAAUAACGUGUUUAGAACAGCCUUUGCCAACCCUGUGGCCUUCAGAUUUUUUUACUACACCCUCUUCUUCCCCCCUCCCUUUGCUGAUGGGAGUUGUAGUUCAGAUUAUCUGUGUGGCACUAGGUUGAUUAAGGCCUCUCUGCAGCUAGAUGUGCAGUGGGUGGUAUUAAGUGCAUGGGGGUAGGUGAAGCUCUUCUCCUAUUUUCUUACACUGGCCACUGGUGGAUUAAGUGACACUUUUCCGCAAGCCAGAUUUGGCCCAUGUCUACCAGUUGGAGAACCUGGAGAAGUCAUGAGCAAAGUUCAGAAGCUUAAGAAAGCUUUGGUGGCUGGAGUUGCUACUGCCAUUCCCAAUGUCUGUUCUGUGCUCUCUCCAGAGGGGCUCGGCAUGGCUUAACCAUGACAGCAAAGCUGGCACGGCUGGAGGAACAGGAAAAAGCUUUCUUGGCUCGCUACGUCCAGCAAAAGGGAGGAAAGCAGGAGGCAACUGAGGCUGCCUUGAAUGGCAGCAGCCCACAGCAAAAGAAAGCCAAGAAACGCAAAGAACGAGAAGGCGAGGCUGCGGUUCAUGAGAGCUUGGAAGUGACAGUAGAUGAGGAAGAUGCCCGGGAAGAGCAAGAGGAGGAGAAACCCAACAAGAAGAAAAAGAAGAAGAAAAGGAAGCACCGGGAGGAUGGAGAAAGCAAGAAAGGACCGUUGGUAGAAAUUGCAGAGAAAUGGACAGAAAUGGUCAGUCACAGAGAGAAGCCAAAGAGGAAAUCAAAAUAAAAGUGGGAUGAUAGCAAAGGGAAUUGUGGUGGUGGUCUUCUGCUCGCUGAAAUUCUUAGAGCCCAGUUCCUGCUGGAUCCCAUCGCUGCUGUCCCACAUUAGAAACUUGCUGUGUCAACAGCACCCUCUGGCCCAGGGGUAGGCAACCUAAGGCCCAUGGGCCGGAUGUGGCCCAUUCGCCUUCUCAAUCCGGCCCUCGGAUGCUCUGGGAAUCAGCAUGUUUUUACAUGCGUAGAAUGUGUGCUUUUAUUUAAAAUGCAUCUCUGGGUUAUUUCUGGGACAAAGGAAUUCAUUCACCCCCCCCCCAUAUAGUCUGGCCCACCACAUGGUCUGAGGGACAGUGGACCGGCCCAUGGCUGAAAAAGGUUGCUGACCCCUGCUCUUGCCUAAGCUCAUUUGCGCACUUUGUGUCAUGGAGGCUGGUUGCUUAAUUUUUUUCUUGUAAAGAAUCGGCAGCUGGAAGAGUAAGGUGGCAAAAACACAAAGAAGCAGGGGGUUGUACAGUGGUGCCCCGCAAGACGAAUGCCUUGCAAGACGAAAAACUCGCUAGAUGAAAGGGUUUUGCGGUUUUUGAGCUUCUUCGCAAGACGAAUUUCCCUAUGGGCUUGCUUCGCAAGACGAAAACGUCUUGCAAGUUUGUUUCCUUUUUCGUAAAACCGUUCAAACCGUUGCUUGAAGAGGUGCAGUUGCAACUUGACUUCGAGGAGCAACUCAUAGCACGCGGUGUGGUAGCCUUUUUUGAGGUUUUUGAAGACUUUGGCGAUUUUUGAAGCUUUUCCAAAACUUCUUUUGCAGCCAUUUGGUAAGUUAAACUUUUAAAACUUUUUUUGGGUUUUUUGGAUUUUGGGUUGGGGUGUUUGGAAUUCAAGGACUUGGUGUUGGGGAGGGUUUGCAAGAAUCUGGAAGCUUGUGUGUUUUUUUUCUGCAUUUUUCUGAUUUUUUGUGACCAUUGGGCCACUCUGCUGUUUUUUAAAAAAAAUUCUGGGUUUGAAUUUCUGUGUGGUGGGUGGCUGGGGGAACAGUUGAGGAGGGGUUUGCAAGAAUCUGGAAGCUUGUGUGGUUUUUUUCUGAAUUUUUAUGAUUUUUAUUGUUCCUUCAAUUUUUGAAUUUAUAGUUCCUUCAAUUUUUGAAAUGCUCUUUACAGUAUGUGUGACUUUAAAGAGCACUUAAUAAACUCUUGUUGUACCAAA